AGAGAGAGAGAGAGAGAGAGAGAGGAGAGAUACCCACGUGCACAGGGAUGGCUAGCUGCAGCAUGGCUUCGGCUGCUUCUGGGUUUGUACUCACACCCAACACCCCAACCAAUGGCAACUCAUCCGCUAAGAGCAACAUGGUCUUCUUUGCAAAGAACAAUAACCCUUCUAGGCUUGUGGUGAGAGCGGCGGAAGAAGGGGCGGCUCCGGCCACAACCACUGCGGCUCCAGCAGCAGUGGAAGCUCCAAAGGCCAAGCCGCCCCCAAUUGGACCCAAGAGAGGAACCAAGGUGAAGAUUCUCAGGAAGGAGUCAUACUGGUACAAUGGAAUUGGCUCUGUAGUUGCUGUUGACCAGGACCCGAAGACACGCUAUCCGGUCGUGGUUCGUUUCAACAAGGUCAAUUAUGCAAAUGUAUCUACAAACAACUAUGCAUUGGAUGAGAUCCAAGAAAUUUAAUGAGCAAUGAGGUCGCUGCAGUUGUCCCAGCUUUUUUCCCUGCUCUGUCAAAACUCAAGGUGCAGACAGUCAGUAACUUGAAAUGGCAUGUACAACACUUAGGUAGCAUAAACCAAAGCUUCAAAUCUUCCUCGUUGAGUUUCUGUGGUGACAAGCAACCUUUCCCUCCUCUAGUUAGUCACGCAGAUAUCAGUGAACUAUGUCAAUCAGGUACAUAGGAUGAAUGAUCUUUACUUAAAUCGUCCAACACAAUGAAGAUGCGUUCAGUUCAUUCUUC
Messenger RNA from Rhodamnia argentea, 735 nucleotides. RefSeq names its product photosystem I reaction center subunit IV A, chloroplastic. The transcript is spliced from 5 exons. Bases 48 to 458 code for a protein of 136 amino acids. NCBI's taxonomy places the organism in Eukaryota, Viridiplantae, Streptophyta, Magnoliopsida, Myrtales, Myrtaceae. The record is from RefSeq and is a predicted model, not a curated record. Gene Ontology annotation, biological process: photosynthesis. Gene Ontology annotation, cellular component: photosystem I reaction center; photosystem I.